AUGAUUCCCUUUAUUAUUGGUCCUCAAAAUCCACCAAAAUAUCAAACAUGUAUUACUUUAAUUACAUUAUUCCUAAUACUUUAAAUAGUUUAAUCAAAAAUAUUAGCACAUAGCGAAUCAUUUACAACAAUAAAUGGUAAUAUAAAAUACAAUUAUUUAUUUAGGUUGGUAAGUUAUUUCAAAUAACGCUCAUGAUUCGAGAAUUAUAACUUGCGGAGCAUCCAAUGUGUUAUUUAUACAUAAUCAAAGUCCUGUUGAAUAUAGUGCAAUGUAUUUCAAGACUUACGAAAUCCAGCCACAUUAUAAAAUUGAAGCAGAAUUUAAUUUUUGGACGUACUAACAUUAUAAAUUAUAGGAUAGAUUAUUGGAAUGCCAAUUAUUUCAUAGUUUAUUGUGAUACUUUAGUAGCACAUGCCUCUUUUUAUUCAACCACUAGUACAACUAAUUUAUGCGCGGUUUCCAACCUGUAUGAUGAAUCCUUUCUUAUCAAUUUUUAAAAGUUUCAUUAUGGCAGUACAGUUUCAAUAUCAUUUUUAUCAAGUUCUGAAAAAUUUGGAAUUUCAGAUUUCAAGUUAUAUAUUCAUGAAUGCCCCCAGCUGGAUGUAAUUCAUGCUAUGAUAAAGGUUGUUUUUAUUAAUUUUUAUAUAUGAAGUCUUUUGAUUCUCGAUCAAUGUCAACAAUAAAUACUAUGAAAGGAUGGUCUACUAAUGACAUAGUUUCCACAUUAGUUGGCAAUAUUGUGGGUAUAAUGUUAUAUUUUAAAUAGAUAUAUCUUAUCAUAAGUUCACAGGAAAUUCAAUUACAAAAGAGAUUACUCUAAAUUAACAUGAAGCUAUUAGUGUAUAUAUAAGAGUAAUGGUAUUUAAUUCAGAUUCAACAAAAAUUUAUAUCAAAAUUGAUGAUGUUCUUAUAUCAACUACUAGUUAUACUGAUGGGUGA
Messenger RNA from Paramecium octaurelia, 939 nucleotides. NCBI's taxonomy places the organism in Eukaryota, Ciliophora, Oligohymenophorea, Peniculida, Parameciidae. The record is from the annotation of a GenBank genome assembly.